Symbiodinium necroappetens is the source of this 435-nucleotide messenger RNA. Lineage: Eukaryota; Dinophyceae; Suessiales; Symbiodiniaceae. The record is from the annotation of a GenBank genome assembly.
GUGAUCAUCUUCUUGGUUUUGCUCGUAUGGUGGCUGGAGAUUUCCCCUGACACCGGGCUCGAGUUCCUGGACUACUUUUCCGGAAAGGCUCGCUUGUCUCUGAUGGCUGAAGGGGCUGGUUAUCGAGUACAAGCUUACGACAAGACUUAUGGUGAUGAGCGUGCCAAGAAAAACAAGAAAAGAUCGGCCAUGGAUCUCAAUUCAAACGCAGGAAUGGUGAUGGCCAUCUCGUUGAUUUUGCGGUCCAAACUGGACAAUGUCGUGGCGGCCCUGGGUGUGGUAUGCUCAACCUGGGUGCCGGUUAACAGAGGCACGUCGAAGCGCUGCUACCUGUGCCCACACGGGGAUGAGUCAGUGGUCAGUGUUCGCAAAGCCAACAAGCUUAUGGCCAGGAGAGAUGGAUAUGUAGCACUUGUACUUAAAAGAGCACUUUAG